CUUCUACAACUUGACUUCGUAGGGAUCGUCAAACAAAUCUAUCGCCAUCAAUGGAUUUUCAGGAAAUUGUGUGAGACGAAUCUUAAGUAGGAAUAUUUGGGUCGAGCAUCAUUCGCGUCGGCGGUGUAUAUCCACCUAUAAAAAGGCCAGUCUUCAUUGCCUAAACAUCAUCCUCGCAAUUCCUAAAAACACUAUUUUACCAAAAUUUUGUUGUGUUCAGCCCUUUAUUUUGUUUUCAUUGAGUUUAUGUUAUUGAUUUGGCGGCCGGGCGCGAGAAUAUAGAGAUUGAAUUCUUCUUCUCAAUUUGAUAAUCUUGCAAACUAUGAUUCUGAUGUCUCAGAGGUACUGAUAAAGAAGAUCGCCAAAGGUUUCCACACAGUUAAAAAGAGAGAUAAAGAUGUGAAGGUGUUGUAGCGGGUGGUGACGAUUGGUUGCCUUUGCCGCCAAAGGUUGUCUUCGAUAAAAGCAAAAGAGUCCGGUGAAGAUUCUACCAUUAAAGCUUUGAGGUAGUUGUGUAUGUCUUGAGUAUUUGUUUCAUCUACGUGAAUUCCCAUGUUGCUAUUGGAAGCUAUGGUUUGAACACUGCUAUCUUUAAAUUUUAAUGUGCCUUCCUUGAUGAUAUCAUCCAAAGAGUUUCUUUGUCACGCUUGGUUCUGAAGUUUUGAAUUGAAAUAUGCAAUGUAUUAGAAACUAUGGUAUCGUAUGUUGGUACUUCCUAUGAUGCCAUUAGAAGCUACUGUUUUUUUUUUCCUCCAACAUUAUAUAUCUCUUGGUUGAUCUCACUUUCACAUGAAGCAAUAGGUUUGGACACUGCUAAUUGUUAUUUGUUAAUUCUUCUUUGAUGAUAUCGCCCAAAGAAUCCCUAUUAUUACGUUUUGAUUCUCAAGUUCUGAACUGAAACAUGCACUGCAAGUAGAAGAAGAUGGAUCUCAUGUCAUUCACAAAGACUGUAGUAGAUGUGCUGCAUGAAGCAGAGCGCUUAUGGUGGCCAAAGCUGGGAGCAACCGUCCUGCUAUUUCAGGCUUCAACAGUCCCUCUCUCCUUCAUGUUGAGCUACGCAGAGGUUCAUCCAUGUGUCAUGCAAAGAAGCCUUACAGAUUACAAGGCUCUGUUUUUCGAAAUUGAUUUUUCAACUAUUGUAAGUGGAAAUUAUAUUUUGUGGAAGCCGAGCCCAAGAGAAACCCCAGACGAAGUUGCAGCAAGAGAUGCAUGGUGUCUUGAGCUCUAUAAAGAAAGAGUUGUCUAUACAGUGAGAGACCUUAACGCACAAACCUGAAGAAAUGCAUUAACUGUUUGCUAAUGAAACUAUGUAACAUUUUUCAGCUUCAAAAAAAAAUAUGGUAGAACAGAAGAUCAAUAUUAUAGUCUCUAAGACACGUGCAUAAAAGUAUUUUUUUUAAUUGAUUAUUUUUU
This is a messenger RNA of Eruca vesicaria subsp. sativa (arugula), 1413 nucleotides long. The record is from the annotation of a GenBank genome assembly. NCBI's taxonomy places the organism in Eukaryota, Viridiplantae, Streptophyta, Magnoliopsida, Brassicales, Brassicaceae.